This is a messenger RNA of Pundamilia nyererei, 2307 nucleotides long. RefSeq names its product E3 ubiquitin-protein ligase DTX3L-like. The record is from RefSeq and is a predicted model, not a curated record. The transcript has 7 exons. The coding region runs from base 50 to 1963 and encodes 637 amino acids. NCBI's taxonomy places the organism in Eukaryota, Metazoa, Chordata, Actinopteri, Cichliformes, Cichlidae. Gene Ontology annotation, molecular function: metal ion binding. Gene Ontology annotation, biological process: Notch signaling pathway; protein ubiquitination.
UGAUGAUGAACCACAAAAAACAAAGAAGCCUGAGACUAGUCUACAGAAAAUGCUUCAGACCUGGUUCAACAAAUGUAUACCUAAUGUGGACUGUUCAGUGAAAAGGAUCCUAAAAGAUGGGCGUGUUGUGAUAAACAUUAAACCAGCUCCAGCUAUCACUGAGCUUCAGAAACUGAGUAAAGAAACACUAACUGAGAAGGAAACUGAGAAGGGAGCUGGGAAGGGAAAAAAAACAACGGUCACCAUAACAUCCAUCAGUCUGACACUGCCAUCUCCAGAGCUCGAUACACAACUACUUACUGAAGAUGAUUCUUCAGUAAGUCUACCAGAGCCACAAACUGAGCAAGAUCAACAGGGGGAGCAGAGUGAAACAGGUUCUACAGCUGGAGACCAGAUGGGUGCUUCUUUCAUGCCAAAGACAAAAAAUGAGCACAUUCAGCCAGGGAAGGAGAGUAACACAGGUUCUACAACUGAAGAAGAUAGUGGUACUUCCCCAAUGUGCUUACAAACUGAGCAAGUUCAGGUGGGGAAACAGAGUAGCAGAGAUCCUGCAGGUGAAGAAAUGUACACUUGUUCUGUCCCAGUGGGUCAUUUCUGGUAUGUGAACCACAUGUACGAAGAGGAAAUGAAACUUAUAGAGAAAGAGAAUGGAGUAAAAAUCAGGGCAGAUGUGAAGGUGAGAUUUGAAGAAGACCAAAAACAUGGGAGCCCAGACAAUGCUCGAGAGGAGUUUGCAAACCUUGUCCAGAAAAGCUUAGUUGAAUCCAGUGGCUCAGUUAUUCCUCUCAAGUUCAUAGAGUCAGAUCAGUGGGGCGAUGCACUGAAAACAAUCCAGGAAAAAGAAAACAAGCUUUUGGUUACUCUGACCUCUGAAACAAUGACUGUGCGUGGGCCAGGACAAAGUCAAGAGGCCAUCAAAAAGUUCUUAAAUGCAGAUACACAUCGGAAAAGAAACACAGAUGCUUCUCAUCAAGAGUAUGAAAGAGAGACUCAAGAAUCACUGAAGAUUGACAUGACCAUCAAAGAUGAUUUCCCGCAUGCAGGACUGAUCAUUGAGAAGACAUUUUGGAAGUUGAUGACUAACUCUUAUAACAAGCAAAUAGAAAAGAUCAAAGCUAAGUUUAACGUAGCUUUCAAAGAUUCAGACAUUGAUCAAGGCAAAGUUAAUGUCACAGCUUUCUACAAGAAAGAAGGAAAUGCCUCAAUGGAGAGCCACGCCCUCAGAGCACUUCUCUGUCUACACCAGAGGUUUGUUUCAUCCCAAUUCCAUGGUGCCACUGGGUUCAGUGGCACAAUCAUUUCUCAAUCAGAGGGGGCCUCCAAUGAGCCUGUGUUGAAUGGCCAAUCAGCAAACAGGAAGCACAACAUUGACCCACCAACUGACAGUGGGAAAAGAGCAGGUGACCAAAGUGAUGAAAGGUGUCCUAUAUGUUUGGAUAAAUUCAAAAACAAGAGACAGCUCAACUGUAAACAUGAAUUUUGUAAAGACUGUCUGAAACAAGCAGAGAAGGCGAAUGGGCCCAUCUGUCCUAUAUGCAGAGUCGUCUUUGGUAAGAUAGUCGGAGACCAACCAGAUGGAACAAUGUCACACCAGAUACUCACAUUUCCCCUCCCUGGAUACUCAGACUGUGGCACCAUAAUGAUCAGCUAUGAGAUUCAAAGUGGAACACAGACGGCAAAGCAUCCCAAUCCUGGACAGCACUAUUAUGGUAUUCGUAGAACAGCAUAUCUUCCAAACAACAAAGAGGGCAAUGAAGUGCUGCGACUGCUGAAAAAAGCGUUUGACCAGAGGCUCAUUUUUACUAUUGGGACAUCCAGAACAACUGGAAUGGACGGCCAGGUGACCUGGAAUGACAUUCACCACAAAACAUCCAUGUCAGGAGGAGCAGAAAGCUUUGGGUAUCCUGACCCUGAGUACCUGAGCAGAGUCAAAGAAGAGUUAAAGGCCAAAGGCAUUGAGUGACGUUCUUAAUACAAAGUGCAGCUGGAUUAAAAAUGUUUAAAGAUGACUCUUUAAACAGACACUGAAAUUCAAAUACUCUGUUUUGCUCUUUUCUCUGUUAAUGUUUUAUCUGAUCAGUAAAGUUUAGAAUUGACUUCUUUCAUUAGCUAUAUAUAUAAUCUUCAAAUACUAAGUGAUGAUUUUUUUUUCUGUUGAUUGUCAAAGUUUUCAUCAUGUAACAAUAUAAAAUGUAGAUUUGCAUAAACACAGGUUUAUAUAAUCUCAGGUCUACAGUGCUGAUGGUCUGACUUUCUGUUUGCCUAAUAAAUGAUUAAAUCCUCCACACUGAAUUCCUCCUUUUAUCA